GUUAACCGUAAGAAUGCUUUGACAUUUUUAUCAUUUAUUAUAUUUUGCCAGUUCAGUGGGCGUCGCUCGCAAACAUGUCGUUGCGGAGACUAGACCAAGACUACGCUUUGGAGGAGAGAGGACGGUUUUUUAUACCAUCCGAAACUGAAGGCGACUGGGACGUGGACGAGCAUGUCGAUCACCGUCAACUUGUUUUGCUCAAAGCUGAAGCUUUAGCGUCGGAAAACCGUCUCAAAGAGGCUGUCGAUAUGUUCGCCAUGGCUCUCAGAUACGGUCCUGUCAGGCCGGAGCAGCUGAGCAGUUUGGUCGGAUGCGUCCUGCGCAACUUCAAGAAGAAAUCAGAGGAGUCGCCAGCGAGAAGUGAGCCGAACUGGACACAGGACUGUGAAUUAGACUGCCCUGGUUGCCACUGUUUCAUAGCCGAGCCCGUGACGGUGACCUGUGGACACACGUAUUGUAGGAGAUGUUUACAGCAUAGCACUUUUUCUCAAUGCAAAGUGUGCAACGAGGACAUUAGGAGGAGGCCAGGUGAACCCCGGCUGAAUGUGAUAUUGUGUGGACUUUUAGACAAGUGGUUUCCAGAAGACGUCAAAAGAACUAAAUAUUUAGGGGAAGCUGAAAGCCUGUUGAAGAGUAAACAGUACGACAAGGCGAUUGCACUAACGAGUCGGUUAUUAGACUAUGGCUCCAGUAAUAUGUGGGUGCAGAUCUGCCAUGCUGAGGCUCACAGAGGACUGAAGCAUCACCGUCAGGCUUUGGAAAUCUGGGAGUCAUGCCUGACAGUUUCCCCAUUCCCAGAGGGUUAUUUCCAGAAAGCAAAAAUUCUCCAAGAAAUGGGUCAUGUAGAUGAAUCCCUGCAAGUCUUCCUUCAGUGUUUGGCAUUGGACGAAAACUUCCACCAGGCCAAACGAGAGGUGGAACUGAUCUUGCAUGACCUGUUGGCUCCAGCCAGUGAUAAUGUCAAGGUUGGUUUGAGAGAGACGACCCACAACACUUGCUCUCACUUGCGCAGUAAAACCCUGGUGUCCGAAAACCAGGAACAAAACCAGCAAAUCCAGAUGCAAAACCAGCACCAGUCUGACAUGUGGACAACAUCUGCACAGCUGCUCCCUAAAACAGCAGAGAAAGCAGGUCGGUCUGAAAGUCUGGAGCGCUCUGGCCUCAGCAGAGCUCACUCUCUGCGCAUUCAUGGGAUUGGAGGAGUUGUGGAGGAGGGGCUUAAGAGAGUUAGCUCCGCCCCUCAGCUGGGUGACCCAGAUAAAGGCGCACUGUUGAAGAGAAAGCUCUCCGUGUCUGAAGCAGGGCCCGGCAUUGCACACAGCCACAGCACUAAAUGUAAAAAACAGCUAGUGACCGCUAGUGCUGCUACUCCUGUGGUCAUGGAGGAAGCCAAGUCCCAUCAAACUCUGCCAAAAAACCUGCUGGACCCGAACGAUUUUGAAUGCUCUCUCUGCAUGAGAUUAUUUUAUCAGCCCGUCACGACACCUUGUGGUCACACAUUCUGCACAAACUGUCUGGAGCGCUGUCUAGACCAUAAUCCCCAGUGCCCUCUGUGUAAAGAAAGCCUGAAAGAGUAUCUUGCCUUUAGAAAGUACACAGUCACACAAGUGCUGGACAACAUCAUUAAGCAGCAUCUUCCCAAAGAGCAUUCAGAAAGAGUGAAACUGCAUGCAGAAGAAACUAAAGAGCUCUCAGAUUUAACGAAGAAUGUGCCCAUCUUUGUUUGCACCAUGGCCUACCCGACUGUGCCUUGUCCGCUCCAUGUGUUUGAGCCACGAUAUCGUCUCAUGAUCCGCCGCUGCAUGGAAACAGGGACGCGUCAGUUCGGCAUGUGCAUCAGUGACCCCCAGAAAGGGUUUGUGGAUCACGGCUGCAUGCUUCAGAUCCGCAGUGUGCAUUUCCUCCCAGACGGACGCUCCGUUGUGGACACAAUCGGAGGAAAGCGGUUUCACGUCCUCUCGCGUGGAAUGAGAGACGGAUACUGUAUCGCCAACAUUGAGUAUCUGCAGGAUACAAAGGUAAACGAUGAGGAAGAUUUGAAGAAGCUGCAAGUGUUGCACGAUCAGGUGUACGAUCAGGCCCGUAAAUGGUUCCAGAACCUGGAAAACCGUUUCCGCAACCAGAUCCUGCAGCACUUUGGGCCGAUGCCUGAGAGAGAAGCAGACAUCCAGGCCACUCCUAACGGUCCAGCGUGCUGUUGGUGGCUGCUGGCUGUUCUUCCUGUCGAUCCACGAUACCAGCUCUCUGUCCUCUCCAUGACCACACUAAAAGAGCGACUAGUGAAGAUCCAGCACAUCCUCACGUACCUGCAGAACCUGCCCAGCAAAUAGAGCUUCCACACAGACGACACACCAGCUCAUGCUAGCCAAGACGAGACAAAAGAACUAGCAGAAACUCCACCCGAAAGACCAGCACACAUGUAACUCAUGCGGAGAAACGGAAGCAAGAAAGGAAAGUGUGUGUCAUUUGGUUCUUCAUGCAGACCUCAUUUUUGAACACUCAGUCCUGUAGUAUUUAUUGUCCGUUCUCAUUUGAUUUGAUUUGAUUUUUAAAUGACCUACGUUUCUGUCUGAUGCCCGUAGCCUCCAUACAGUGCUUUGAGGGCACAAAUGUUGUCGGAGAGCAUUCCUCAUUUUUAUUUGUGUGUUUGUGUGUGUGUGUGUGUGAAAAGAUAGAGAACAAGAUAAUUUAAAGGUGGAUUUUUAGACACCAAUUCUGAAGACAAGACCAUUUCGAUGUGUUUUCUUCUAACAGCUAUCCAGCAUUCGGCUGAGCUUCUGUCUUGACCAGUCAAUCACGCACAAGAGGUCGUUUUUUAAGACGCACUUGCAUUCGUUUGUGACACUUUUGCAGUAAUGGACACUAGUGAAACAUGCAAGGCCUUUGCCAUGGUGUUUAUUUGUGCCGGGGAAAUGAAAUACUUCCAGAACUCUCAGUAGUUAAACACAUAUCAUUGAUAUUUGCGGUGGGUAAACAACCCGUCACCAUGUUGCAAGUGUCUCUUUUUAGUUACACGCUGCACUCUGAUGCAUGCAUAGGUCAUUUCGAGACAUUGAUGUCAUUUUUAUAACAGUAGAAACAACAUUGCUAAGGGAAACUUGCAAUAUUUUGACUGACGUAGACUAUCAGUGACUGCGACCGGCACCACACUGCGAGGAGACGCAGGAAGCAUUCUGCAGUUUUGAUGGUGAUGGAUGCUAAUGCUAACUCAUACCCGUGUGGUGCUUGCUGUGUGCAGACCUACUAACUUUUGCCUUAUAACGGCUUGUUGCAUUCUGCUCUUAUGGUAUAAUGCAUCGGCUUGUUUUUGUUUAGUUUUUCAUUCCUGUUGCCGGAGGAAUAAUUCUGUGGUUUAAUUUGUCAUUCGCCUCUUGGCCAAAAUCUUUUCAAGUGUGUAAAAAAAAAUGUUAAAUAAUGGCUUUGUUGUAUGUAAAUCGUUUUGUUUCGAAAGUAAUUUUUUACGGCUCUGCUUAAAUAUUUAAGUUGUCAACUUUCAAAUAAAAUGCACAUCUUUUUUCAUUAAAUCUGUGUUUAAUUUAUUAUUAUUAUUAUUAUACCAUAAUUUUAUAAACUGUUUCCAAUUUAGGUUUCUUUUUGUUAUUAUUUUUAGACCUUUUCAAAUAAAUAAAGGCACAUUAUUCCCAUUGUA
Messenger RNA from Danio rerio (zebrafish), 3649 nucleotides. RefSeq names its product LON peptidase N-terminal domain and ring finger 1 (gene lonrf1). The record is from RefSeq and is marked validated. Lineage: Eukaryota; Metazoa; Chordata; Actinopteri; Cypriniformes; Danionidae.